AGCAAAGAGAAAGGUGGAAGAAGCAAAGAGAAAGGUGGAAGAAGCAAAGAGAAAGAUGGGAGAAGAACAACAGAUGCUGAAAAAGCAAGCCAGGCUAACGGAGACCCUGAGCGAUAGAAAAAGAAGAGACGGGGAAGAGAGAAAGGAAGAUGAAAAUAAGUGUGUGAAGGAAGCAAGGGAAGGAGACAGGAGAGAGCUCCUGAAAGAAAAGAGACUAAGUGCAGAAGAAAAUAUGACACACAUGGAGAAACAAAUGAGAGAGCUGGAGGUCAAAGAUUCCUCCAUCUUCUCAGCUGGUGCUGAGGUCAAACAGACCCAGUGCAAAGAUGUCUCCAUGGUUACUGCAACUGAGUCAAAGACUCUGAACCCUCAGAAAGACCAGCCAGCAAAUCAAGGCGUGGCCAAGGUCCCCCAGGUUCUGCAGGUCAAAGUGAGUAAGAAAAGUGAGAGUGUCCAAAAGAAAGAUGGGAAUGACAAAGUAACAGCGGCAAAGACAGAGGCAGAGCUCCUUAUGGACAAAUUUGAGAGGAUGGCAGAAGAGGAGAGAAUUUGGCCUUGUCAGAAGGAUAGGAGAGAUAAAGACCAGGCCAAAGAGAUAGAGGGAAAGAGAAAGGAGGAGGAGGUGCUGUCUAAAGAAGAGCAGCGCAGGCUGAGGAAUGAGAAGGCCUUACAGGAACACCUGGACAGGGUAAAGAAUCCGGAAAGGACAGGCAAACAGACCAGACAACCACAAUGUAAAGAUUACUCUAUUUUCACUGCAUCAGGGCUAAAGAGCAAGGACCCGCAUGAUCAACAGUCAGCAAAAUGCAAAGAUUUCUCUGUGUUUUCCACGAGUAGUCAAGGCGUGGCCAAGGUCCCCCAGGUCAAAGUGAGUAAUAAAAGUGAGAGUGUCCAAAAGAAAGAUUGGAAUGACAAAGUAACAGCGCCAAAGACAGAUGCAGAGCUCAUUAUGGACAAAUAUGAGAGGAUGGCAGAAGAGGGGAGAAGGGGGCCUUGUCAGAAGGAUAGGAGAGAUAAAGACCAGGCCAAAGAGAUAGAGGGAAAGAGAAAGGAGGAGGAGGUGCUGUCUAAAGAAGAGCAGCGCAGGCUGAGGAAUGAGAAGGCCUUACAGGAACACCUGGACAGGAUAGAGAAUCCGGAAUUGACAGGCAAACAGACCAGACAACCACAAUGUAAAGAUUACUCUAUUUUCACUGCAUCAGGGCUAAAGAGCAAGGACCCGCAUGAUCAACAGUCAGCAAAAUGCAAAGAUUUCUCUGUGUUUUCCACGAGCAGUCAAGGCGUGGCCAAGGUCCCCCAGGUCAAAGUGAGUAAUAAAAGUGAGAGUGUCCAAAAGAAAGAUGGGAAUGACAAAGUAACAGUGCCAAAGACAGAUGCAGAGCUCAUUAUGGACAAAUAUGAGAGGAUGGCAGAAGAGGGGAGAAGGGGGCCUUGUCAGAAGGAUAGGAGAGAUAAAGACCAGGCCAAAGAGAUAGAGGGAAAGAGAAAGGAGGAGGAGGUGCUGUCUAAAGAAGAGCAGCGCAGGCUGAGGAAUGAGAAGGCCUUACAGGAACACCUGGACAGGAUAGAGAAUCCGGAAUUGACAGGCAAACAGACCAGACAACCACAAUGUAAAGAUUACUCUAUUUUCACUGCAUCAGGGCUAAAGAGCAAGGACCCGCAUGAUCAACAGUCAGCAAAAUGCAAAGAUGUCUCCAUGGUUACUGCAACUGAGUCAAAGACUCUGAACCCUCAGAAGGACCAGCCAGCAAAGUGCAAAGAAUUCUCUGUGUUUUCCAUGAGCAGUCAAGGCGUGGCCAAGGUCCCCCAGGUUCUGCAGGUCAAAGUGAGUAAGAAAAGUGAGAGUGUCCAAAAGAAAGAUGGGAAUGACAAAGUAACAGCGCCAAAGACAGAGGCAGAGCUCCUUAUGGACAAAUUUGAGAGGAUGGCAGAAGAGGAGAGAAUUUGGCCUUGUCAGAAGGAUAGGAGAGAUAAAGACCAGGCCAAAGAGAUAGAGGGAAAGAGAAAGGAGGAGGAGGUGCUGUCUAAAGAAGAGCAGCGCAGGCUGAGGAAUGAGAAGGCCUUACAGGAACACCUGGACAGGGUAAAGAAUCCGGAAAAGACAGGCAAACAGACCAGACAACCACAAUGUAAAGAUUACUCUAUUUUCACUGCAUCAGGGCUAAAGAGCAAGGACCCGCAUGAUCAACAGUCAGCAAAAUGCAAAGAUUUCUCUGUGUUUUCCACGAGCAGUCAAGGUGUGGCCAAGGUCCCCCAGGUUCUGCAGGUCAAAGUGAGUAAUAAAAGUGAGAGUGUCCAAAAGAAAGAUGGGAAUGACAAAGUAACAGCGCCAAAGACAGAGGCAGAGCUCCUUAUGGACAAAUUUGAGAGGAUGGCAGAAGAGGAGAGAAUUUGGCCUUGUCAGAAGGAUAGGAGAGAUAAAGACCAGGCCAAAGAGAUAGAGGGAAAGAGAAAGGAGCAGGAGGUGCUGUCUAAAGAAGAGCAGCGCAGGCUGAGGAAUGAGAAGGCCUUACAGGAACACCUGGACAGGAUAGAGAAUCCGGAAUUGAGAGGCAAACAGACCAGACAACCACAAUGUAAAGAUUACUCUAUUUUCACUGCAUCAGGGCUAAAGAGCAAGGACCCGCAUGAUCAACAGUCAGCAAAAUGCAAAGAAUUCUCUGUGUUUUCCACGAGCAGUCAAGGCGUGGCCAAGGUCCCCCAGGUUCUGCAGGUCAAAGUGAGUAAUAAAAGUGAGAGUGUCCAAAAGAAAGAUGGGAAUGACAAAGUAACAGCGCCAAAGACAGAGGCAGAGCUCCUUAUGGACAAAUUUGAGAGGAUGGCAGAAGAGGAGAGAAUUUGGCCUUGUCAGAAGGAUAGGAGAGAUAAAGACCAGGCCAAAGAGAUAGAUGGAAAGAGAAAGGAUAAGGAGGUGCUGUCUAAAGAAGAGCAGCGCAGGCUGAGGAAUGAGAAGGCCUUACAGGAACACCUGGACAGGGUAAAGAAUCCGGAAUUGACAGGCAAACAGACCAGACAACCACAAUGUAAAGAUUACUCUAUUUUCACUGCAUCAGGGCUAAAGAGCAAGGACCCGCAUGAUCAACAGUCAGCAAAAUGCAAAGAUUUAUCCAUCUUUUCAGCUGAUGCUCAGACGCAGCAGUGCAAAGAUUUCUCUGUGUUUUCCACGAGCAGUCAAGGCGUGGCCAAGGUCCCCAGGUUCUGCAGGUCAAAGUGA
Molecule: messenger RNA, 3214 nt
Organism: Coregonus clupeaformis (lake whitefish)
Lineage: Eukaryota; Metazoa; Chordata; Actinopteri; Salmoniformes; Salmonidae
Product: golgin subfamily A member 6-like protein 22
Exons: 18
Coding region: 56-3214 (1052 amino acids)
Source: RefSeq, a predicted model, not a curated record